Lactuca saligna is the source of this 963-nucleotide messenger RNA. Lineage: Eukaryota; Viridiplantae; Streptophyta; Magnoliopsida; Asterales; Asteraceae. The record is from the annotation of a GenBank genome assembly.
AUGGAAGCUAAAGCUAAUCGGUUAAAGGAGGAGAAGACGUAUUUGAGCUCGAAAUCAAUAGCUGAUGGGUCUAAAGCAGUUCUUCGAGCUGGAAUACGUGAUGUAAUCAAAUCAAAUUAUGGAAAAGAAAAUAUCGAUCCUCAAUUUAUUAAAGCUAAAUUGGAUGCGUUUGAUAAGGUGAUUGCCGAACAGAAAAAAAUGGAAGAAGAAAAAGGAUUCGUGUUGCUCCAAGUAACUUCAGAUAUGGUUAAGGGAUUCAAUUCUUCUAAGAACACGGUGGUUGGGUUAUCUUCUUCAUCCCCUGUAAUUCAAGUGAACAUGGAAACGAACGCUAGAACUGGUACUGGGUCGAACAUUGGAUCGUUAAUUGGAAUGAAAAUGCAUAAGGGCAUGUUGAUUGAUGAGUCGAAUGCUUCCAAGGAUUUCAAUUCUUCGCAGAUUAUGGAAAAUAGUUUGUCUUCUCCAGCGAUGGGAUCGGCAGUUGAUAAUAAAGAUGUCAAGGGUAUUUUGGGAAAGUCCCCAUUAUCGCAAGUUGCACCUGUUAUUUCAGGUACCAAUUUAGUCUCUGAAGAUAAUCUUAUUAAUCCAAUUAGUAGUCCUAUUAAUUGUAUUGAUGAAGAUAUGAAAGAUUCACUGAAUGAGAAUGGAAAUUUGGAAGUUGAUACUGGUAAUGAUAUGAAGAAGGAACAGGGAACUAACUUCUUGAGCAUGGAUUUUACCAAACCUGUUGCUUCCCCUGCAGCUAAGUUAGUUAGUGAUUAUAAUAAAAAAUCUUAUGCUCGUAUGGUUGAAUCAACAAAUACUGCAGUGGAUCUUAACAUUAAAGUAAUUCCAAAAGAGGAUGGAAAGCCUAAAGGGAAAGUUGAGUUGCUUUAUGCAGAUUUAAUGUUGGGUGGAGCUCCUUAUCAUGCUACAUUGUAUGGGUUUUUUGUGGGGAAAAAACUUGCGUUUCCAAAGAUGUAA